UUUUUUUUCCCGUUCAGUCAUCUCCUUCACACGCCAAGGUUUUUUCUUCAAAAGAAAAAAGAAAAUAAUAAUAAAGAAAAGUUCUGCUCAAGCCCUAAAUUCGAUCGAGCAAUACUCCGGCGAUUGUUAUUUUCGAUACAUCUAUUGAUUUGAAUACCGAGGCGGCGAGGAUUGGCGGCUCGAUGAAUCGCCGUCGAUUUACAUCGAGGGUUCCCCUUUUGUUGAUUUAUGCAAGCACGAUUCUAAUCAUCUAUUCCCCAGCAUUGAUAUCAGCAGCAGUUGUCACACUUGAUUCCAUCGAGAUCUUCAAAACUCAUGAAUGGAUUCCGACUAAACCCAAAGUAUACUUUCAAUGUAAAGGGGAGAGAGAGAUAAUUCUACCAGAUGUUAAAAACAAGCAUGUAUUGUAUUCCUUCAGGGGUGAAGAAUCGUGGCAGCCCCUAACAGAACUUCCUGAUACGAAAUGCAAACGUUGUGGACUCUAUGAGGAGGAUGCCGUUAGACCAAAUUAUGUAUUUGAUGAAUGGGAACUUUGUCCAUCUGAUUUCACACGGUCCGAUGGCAAGUAUAUUCAUGUUAGGGAGAAAGAGUUCAAUGCCACAUUUUUAUGUAAAGAAUGUGUUGCUCGGGAAAAAGCUUCAUCUUCAUCCUCGCAUUCGGAUAAGGAUAAAGCUAAUUCCACUAACGCCAAGCAAGAGGAUUCAAGCAAAACGCUACCUUGGCCUUGGAUUGUAGCUAUCAGUUGCGCAUUCCUGAUCCUGUUUACAGGUGGCCUUGUAGCUGGUUGCAAGUGGUGGCAGAGACGAAAGAGGAUGCAACAACAGGCUCAGUUCCUCAAACUUUUCGAAGAUGCUGAUGAUAUCGAGGAUGAAUUGGGUAUAGGCCCUCUCAGCCAUACAGUUUGAGUCACACAUCUGGAUCUUCUCACUCUUUGUCUGUACACUAUGGAUAGCUGCAACAGGACGAGCUCUAUUGUAUAGGUGUGUAUACUCAUGUUCAUACACAAACAAAACAUUGCACAAUCAUGCCCACAUUUGAGGUUUGAGGUAGUUCAGGCCUUUGCUGUGUGCAUUUCUUUUGUUUUAGGACCUGACAAAGACGGCAUCAUCAAUAUGCACGCGACGUGUACCAUAAAUAAAACACGAGAUGAGAUAUUAUUUACCAGGAAAUAGUGAACUGUCUAUGUAAAGAUGAAGAAACAAAAACCCAGCAAGAAAAAUGAUCCCUUUUUAUUGCAUCA
Molecule: messenger RNA, 1240 nt
Organism: Salvia hispanica
Lineage: Eukaryota; Viridiplantae; Streptophyta; Magnoliopsida; Lamiales; Lamiaceae
Product: valine-tRNA ligase
Source: RefSeq, a predicted model, not a curated record